AUGGCUCAGUUUUUAGAACUUGAAAAUUUGAAAUUAAGAAGAGAGAUCAAAGAACUUCAAUCCGCUUUGCAUGAAAUAGGAAGAGAAGUGUCAUAUGACAAACCUCGAAAAGACUACGAAAAAUUACAUAGGAGAAGGGAAAGGUUGAAAAGAGAAAUCGCAGAAAAAGUAAACAAAGGAAUUUACGAGCCGCCUAAAUCACCAGAAUUGUAUGAAAAACCAAAGAAAUUUGAAGAAAAUUUUGAAAAUGAAGAAGACUCUGAUUAUUUGAAAAGCUAUGAAAGUGACAGGACUUUGAAAGAAGAUGAAUUAAAAAGAAAUGACUCGUUGCAGCUGGAAUUUUUGAAGCUAAAAGCUUCAGUAGAACAAAUUAAUCAGUCAAUAGAAAAUCUGCAAGAAAAUUCAUUGAGAAAAAGCUCGAAAAAGCUAAAAGACUCGUUUGGGUCUUAUUAUUCAGAUGAAAAGGGAGAACUUGAAAAUGAUGAAGUAAUCGUUGACACAAAAACUUCAAAAAGGCUUGUAAAUGUACUUUGCCAAGAAAUUGAAGCUUUAAGAGCUGAAAACAGUGAGCUGAAAUUACAGAUGAGAAAAGUUUCAAAAUCCCCUAAAAGGAAGAGAAUUGAAGAAAAAAAGCCUAUGAAAUUCAACAGGUGACAAAGCGCCACAAGAGGCAGCUUAAAAUCUCCAAUGAAAAUCAAAGAUACAACACUAGUUUUUGAGUGCGCCCAAAAUAGGCUUCAUAAUUGUUCUGCUUGCGACCUGCUGCUUUCUCAUGGAUACUCUACGAAGUGCUGCUCAUCACAUGGGAUCACUUGUAAAAAUUUUCAAAAAUAA
Blepharisma stoltei is the source of this 834-nucleotide messenger RNA. The record is from the annotation of a GenBank genome assembly. NCBI's taxonomy places the organism in Eukaryota, Ciliophora, Heterotrichea, Heterotrichida, Blepharismidae.